Molecule: messenger RNA, 384 nt
Organism: Akanthomyces muscarius
Lineage: Eukaryota; Fungi; Ascomycota; Sordariomycetes; Hypocreales; Cordycipitaceae
Exons: 3
Coding region: 1-384 (127 amino acids)
Source: RefSeq, a predicted model, not a curated record
AUGUACAACCGAAAAGAAUUUACAGAGCUGAUGUCGCCACGAGGCAUUGGCCUGAUUCUUGCGAGCAUCCGCACCGACUACAAGUUUCCGAUGACGUUUCCGGAUCAGGUCACGGUGCUGCACAAGCUGGUAACAAAGCCAGACAGCACGUCCGACAAGGUCCUGAUGGAAGCGGUUGCUUAUUCACACAAACAUAAACGACCUGCUGCUCGGUUCUUUGAAGAUAUCGCAGUGUACGAUUAUCGAGCAGCGAAGAAGGCGCCCCUCAAGCCCUUCAUGGUGGAGGAGAUGCAGGUUAUGUACGAGUUGCAAGAUCAGCGACGCCACCAGACCGAGUCAAAGGUCCAGGAGCUUCUUCAGUCCAUGGAAGAACUGGAGGUUUAA